This is a messenger RNA of Xenopus laevis (African clawed frog), 1316 nucleotides long. RefSeq names its product serine protease 33-like. The record is from RefSeq and is a predicted model, not a curated record. NCBI's taxonomy places the organism in Eukaryota, Metazoa, Chordata, Amphibia, Anura, Pipidae. The coding region runs from base 99 to 1112 and encodes 337 amino acids. The transcript has 6 exons.
ACAGCUAUAAAUAUAUGUGUGUGCAUGUGUUUGUUGACACAACUGGAGAAUAAGAGAGAGUUGGUGGCCACUGUGGUGUCGAUCAGACAAGUAAGAAGAUGUCCUCUUUAACUAGAGUGGUGAUCUUGCUGAGCUUGGGGAUAUAUGGAAUAAUGAAAGUUGCAGCAGAUUGUGGAAAAGUUCCCUUGGCUGGGCGCAUUAUGGGAGGGCAGAAUUCAGUACCCGGAAAGUGGCCCUGGCAAGUCAGCAUAAGAGAUGCAAAGGGAACACAUUACUGCGGUGGAGCUCUGGUUGAUAAUAAGACUGUUAUCUCUGCUGCUCACUGUUUCCCUAAUACCAAUGUGACUAAAUCACCAGUCACGGCUUGUCUGGGAUCUUUCAAUCUAACCGAGGCAAAUCCAAAUGAAGUUUGUGUUAAAGUAAAAAACAUCACCAAUUACCCCAAUUACACCAAAGAUGCAGACAGCGGAGACAUCAGCAUCCUGGAACUUGAUAGUGAAUUAAACAUGACCAACUACAUCUUCCCUGUUUGCAUCCCAGUUUCUGGACUCAAUUUCCCAACAGGCCAAAAUUGCUGGCUUACUGGAUGGGGGGAUAUCAAGUUUGGAACCAAUUUGCAGAGCCCUAAAACCCUGCAGGAGGUGUCCUUGCGGCUGAUCGAUGCAAAGAAAUGUAAUGAAACAUAUAACAUCAAUGCAGGGGGUGCUGCCAAGGCAGAGAUUCGCGAUGACAUGAUAUGCACAGGGUACCCUGAGGGUGGAAAGUCUGCCUGCCAGGGUGACUCUGGAGGGCCUGUAGUUUGUCUUAAGGACGGGUUGUGGUACUUGGUUGGGGUAGUGAGCUUUGCAGCAGGUUGUGGACUACCAAAGCGCCCCGGGGUAAACACUUUAGUCCCAUCCUUUACCAACUGGAUUCUACAAAAUGAUCCCCAUGCUUUUGAGAAUGUUCGUCCUGAACCGACCACUACAGUGGCUACUACUACUACUACUACUACUACUACUACUACUAGUGGAGCAUCGACCAGACUUAUCUCCAGCCUCCUCAUCCCUGUUUCAUUCAUUCUGCUAGUCAGUCACUCAAGCUCUUCUUCUUUCCAACAAAGAUUUUCUUAAUUCAUGAAUUUGGAUAGGACUACACCACUUGAAGAAGAAACCAAUAAAUAUGUAGAAACAAUUGUGUACAGAUGCGAGAGGUCCUCUGAGGAAAGAGGGAAACCAAGACAACUGGGCCUUCCUUAUCGUUGUCCUUUUUUAGCUGCCAUGUACCCCAAAUGCAUUCAAUAAAUAAAGAUGAAUUUAUCCUUAUAUAAAGAGAAA